Molecule: messenger RNA, 2622 nt
Organism: Pieris macdunnoughi
Lineage: Eukaryota; Metazoa; Arthropoda; Insecta; Lepidoptera; Pieridae
Source: the annotation of a GenBank genome assembly
AUGUCGGAGAGUACUAGCCCUAGUGUGUUAAGUUAUUUGCGACAAUAUAGAUUUCAACGAAAACCUACACCUGGCUCUAGUGGAACAAUCACAGUUAUAAGACCGUCAGGUUCUCAGUCUCAGAUAAGAAUGCCAGCUCCAACAACGUCAAAUGGUCCAAUUGUAUAUAAGAGAAUAAGGAUACCAGACUCAGAUUCUGAUGAUGCAGGCUCCCCAGCAAAAAGACCGGCUAUAGUGGAACUAACUACAGCAAUAAAAGAACGAAGAUUUAGAAAUAUGGUUGAAAUGUUUCCAGAUAUAUCACCAUUGUUUGUUAAAAAUACAUUAGUUAAACAUGGCUGGAAUGAAGAGAAAACUCGUGAUGAGCUACUAAAGCAUGAUCCUGAGAGUGAUGAUAAACCAGCCACAUCCAGCUUUUUUGGCUCAAGGCCAGGUUUUUCUGGUGUAGCCAGGGUUAAUGGGACCACAAUAAUAAGGGUAACAAAUAGUCAGGGGCAAACUGCUAUUGUAAGGAAAAAAGUCAUGCCUAAAGUCGGUGGGGUCCGACGAGGUAGUAGUGGUAGUGAGGAUGAUGACUACGGUGUUAGGAAAGGCAAAGACGAUAAAGUCUAUGAUAGUGACGAUUCGGAUAAUGAAAUAACAGAUGAUCUGAUUGGAGACAAACGGAAAGUUUUUGAAUUUCUUAACACCAGCAGUUUCAAUGAACUGUCAUUGCUUAGCGGUUGCUCACAAAAGAAAGCUGAAGCCAUUAUUGCUCAGAGGCCCUUCAGGGGAUGGUUAGAUAUGGUACAAAAAUUUAAUGAUAACAAAAUGCUGAGUACAGAUCUAUUAAAUUCAACCCAAGAAUUACUCUGCACUAGGAAUAAUAUACAACGUUUGAUGAAGAAAUGUGUGGGUUUAGCCCAACAGUUGGAGGCUGCCGUUGCCGCUGGAGCGGGAAGACUAACACAACCUGGAAUUUUAGAUUCUAGUUUAACGCUAGCCCCAUAUCAACUAGUGGGUUUGAAUUGGCUCGCUGUGUUGCAUAAGCAGGGUGUCUCUGGUAUCUUAGCCGAUGAGAUGGGUCUAGGGAAGACAGUACAAGUGAUAUCCUUCCUCGCACAUCUUAAAGAAACAGGACAAGCCAAGGGGACACAUUUGAUUGUAGUGCCUGCAUCUACUUUGGACAACUGGAGCACUGAGCUUGCCCGUUGGGUUCCCUCAUUCCGUGUGAGCAGGUACUAUGGCCCACCUGAAGAACGUCGCUUGCUUCGUAUUGAGUACGCCAAACGACUUGACCAAUACGAUGUGGUUCUUACUACAUACACAAUGGUAAGCAGUUGUCCAGAGGAACGGAAGAUGUUUCGCAUAACACCCAUGCACUAUGUGAUAUAUGACGAGGCUCAUAUGCUCAAGAAUAUGGCCACGCAACGCUAUGACAACCUGCUGAAGAUCAAGUCAAAACACAGACUUCUUCUAACCGGUACACCACUCCAGAAUAAUUUGAUAGAAUUAAUGUCGCUGUUAUGCUUUGUUAUGCCUCAUAUGUUCUCCGGAAAGACUGAUGACUUGAAGAAUCUCUUUCAGAAAAAUUCUAAAGCAAAAGCAACUAAAAAAGCGACUGAAAAGAAGGAAGAUGACGUACCACCGUUUGAACAAAGCCAGAUAACUCAAGCUAAGCGUAUUAUGAAACCUUUUGUCCUUCGUCGGUUAAAGGCAGAUGUUCUUCAAGACCUGCCGAAGAAAACUAAUCACAUGGUGCCCUGUGCCAUGUCUGAUAGGCAGCAAAGGCUGUACAAGAACCUUAUAGCUGCGUUUUCGUCUUCUAAAGAUGGAAUGGUUCACGCAACAACAGAACAGAGCGGCAUGUCAAUGAUGAUGGAUAUGCGGAAAUUGGCGAACCACCCACUUCUCCUCAGAUACCAUUACCUUGACUCGCAAGUCCGGCAAAUAGCAGCCCGACUGGCCAGGGACCCAGGGUAUAAGGAGAAGAACGAGCAGUACGCGUAUGAAGACUUGCUCUGUCUGUCUGACUUUCAGAUACAUCUGCUGACGUUGCAGUAUCCUUGUAUCAAGUCCUUCUCAGUUCCUUCAAGUUUAAUAGAAGACUCCGGAAAAUUCAAGAAGUUGGACGAGAUGCUUCCCAAAAUGAAAGAGGAGGGUCACCGAGUGUUGAUAUUCAGCCAGUUUACCAUGAUGCUGGACAUCUUGGAACCUUACUUGCAGCUCAGAAGAUAUCGGUAUAUCCGGCUAGAUGGCAGCACUGCUGUCAGUGAUAGGCAAGAAUUAAUAGACCAAUACAAUAGUGAAGAUAUUUUCGUGUUCCUUCUAUCGACUAAGGCUGGUGGAUUGGGGAUUAACCUCACGGCAGCUGACACCGUCAUCAUUCACGAUAUUGACUUCAAUCCUUAUAAUGAUAAACAGGCUGAAGAUAGAUGUCAUAGAAUGGGUCAAACUCGUCCCGUGAACAUUUAUAGACUGUUGAGUGCUGGCACCAUCGAAGAAGGCAUUUACCAAGUAGCACAAGAGAAGCUGACCCUAGAAAAACACGUCACUGGAGUUGACGAAAAUGAACCUACGGAGCAAAAGAACGUCGUACGUUUAUUGUCAGCAGCCUUAGGAAUAAUAUCACCUACCAAAUGA